ACCCAUUCAAUUGCCCACUCCCCUUCUCCCCACCCCAGCUCUCCAUCCCUUCUCCGUCCUUCUUAACUGCCCAUUCACCUGCAGUUGCAGACCUCGUCAGGGACCCGCAACGCAUGACCAUACUUACUCGCUCGCAGACAGCGGCGAUGGAUCAGAAAGCAGGCGAGUCUGACGAGGCCUACGAGGCACGGUUGGCUGCUAUCAUAGCCAAAAGCAAGCAACGGGCAGAAGCAGCGGCAGCAGCACGGAAGAAGAGAGAGGCAGAGGCAGAGAGACUGCGUCUUCUGGCCGAAGAACAGCGACAGAAGCACGCGGCAGCAGCAGCCAAGGCCGCUGAUGAAGAACGUGUGCGGCGACGCGAGGUUAUAUUCAGGGAGGAGAAUGCAUUACAUGCACAGGCCAAGGACUGGCAGAGGGAGGCCGAGAACGGAGAAUCCGUUGACUACGGGAUCAGAGUAGCUCAGCUGCUCAACCGCGUCACAGACCUCCUCGCUACUUGUAUCGCGCAGCAGGAGGACAUCCACUCUCUCGACCACACCAACAAGGCGUUACAACAGUCGAUGGACCAGMUGCUCAAGSGCAUACAACAGCURGAGCAGCAGGUCGCUACUGCCAGCGCYGRCCCCUCSGACCUCACYGAUCGCGUCAAUGUCUUGGAGAUAGACGUGGGAACWCUUAAGACUSGGGCACARCAGCUGSAACAGCAGGUUUYCGCAGCGGCCGGCCCUAGCGCAACRACRMGCGAAACURUUGCCAAGUUCGAUGGGCUCCCGAUCUUCUGUGAMGCAUCGAAGACCGACCCCWUCCAAUGGUGGCGCCAGUUUGAACUCAAGCUGGAUAYCCACCACGUCAUCGAYGCAAAUCGGCAUGCAUAUUUGUACUCCCGCUCGGGAGGCGCGUGUCAGGCAUGGUUGGACAACAUGCUGUCCGCACAUGCAUGUACAGUCACCGAGUUACACAAGUACAUCACCUGGGCGGAUCUCACGGCGGCAUGGAAGAAGCGUUUCCAAGUAGAACCGCCCGAGCACCAGGCAAUGGACAAGCUGCUGAUAUUUUUCGCAGAACAGCAUGCCAAGUGGAGACUGGAUAUCCGAGUUCCAACGACUGGCAAGCACGCCCAAGUUGCCGAUGAAUUUCGACGUCAUCAAGCUUUACUUCAUAAAGAGGCCGUGCUUAGUGUUGCAGAAUGCAUCUCGAUUCGGCUGCAAGAUCGCUACAAGACCACCUUCAAGACACGGUAUGGGCACUUCGAGUGGGUCGUCAUGCCUUUUGGACUCACCAACGCCCCGAUGACUUUUCAAGUGGCGAUGACCAACGAGUUCCGUGCAAUGCUGGACCGGUUCGUGCUAGUCUACUUGCACGACAUCCUCGUCUGUAGUUGGACCUUGGAGGAACAUCUUGACCAUCUUCGACGAGUGUUGGAGACACUCCGGCGCGCCAAGUUCAAAGCCAACCGCGACAAGUGCGAAUUCGUACGCCAAGAGUUGGAAUACUUGGGCCACUUCGUUACUCCACAAGGCAUCAGUCUGUUGUCAGACAAGAUUCAAGCCGUCCAAGAUUGGUCGCAGCUGCGAAACGUCAUGGAUGUCCGAUCAUUCCUUGGGCUUGCCGGCUACUACCAAUGUUUCAUCAAAGUGUGCUCGAAGAUCGCGGCUCACUUAACCAAGCUUCAAUGCGAGAACCGGUCGUUUGACUUCAGGACGGACGCACGUGAAUCAUUCUUGGCCCUCAAGGUCGCAUUGCUCUCCGCGGAGGUAUUGCGGAUAUACGACCCGCUAUUGCCAACACGUGUCACCACGGACGCGUCCGGCUAUGACAUUGGUGCUAUCCUCGAACAACAUGACGGCAUGGACUGACACCCAGUCGAAUACUUCAGCAAGAGAAUGUCGGCCCUGCGCUCAAUCGAUGAUGCACGCAAGAAG
Messenger RNA from Chara braunii, 1922 nucleotides. The record is from the annotation of a GenBank genome assembly. NCBI's taxonomy places the organism in Eukaryota, Viridiplantae, Streptophyta, Charophyceae, Charales, Characeae.